Messenger RNA from Armigeres subalbatus, 3024 nucleotides. RefSeq lists its product as uncharacterized. The transcript has 5 exons. Gene Ontology annotation, biological process: proteolysis. Gene Ontology annotation, molecular function: aspartic-type endopeptidase activity; nucleic acid binding; zinc ion binding. The record is from RefSeq and is a predicted model, not a curated record. Lineage: Eukaryota; Metazoa; Arthropoda; Insecta; Diptera; Culicidae. The coding region runs from base 1 to 3024 and encodes 1007 amino acids.
AUGAACUGGGAGCAUUUGGUGUUCGAGCUUCGCCGCACCUACAGACACCCUGACCUGGAUGCGCUGAUUAAAAUGAAAAUUUACCAGCGACGCCAGCAGAAGCAAGAAUCGUUCCAUGAAUACUACUUUGAAAUGGAGAAGUUAUUCAGGACGAUGAGUGUACAGAUCUCAGAUUAUGAGAAAGUACAAAUAUUGCAGCAAAAUAUGAGGGUCGAUUAUAAACGGCAGAUGACGUUUAUCCCUAUACAGGACCUUGAGACACUCUUGGCUGCCGGACAAAAGCUAGACGCGUUGAAUUUUUCAGCGUACAAUAAAGUGUUCGGCACCGAGAAAAGUGUGCAGGCCGUUGAGAACCAUAUCAUCACCGAUAGAAAUCGCCAGAAAACAUUCCAGCAUCCGAACCAGCAACCUAAGCGGAUAUCAGGAAACGAUUUGUCGGGCAACCAAAACAAAACAAAUCGCAACUCUGCACCUCAGUUCCAAAACAAUCCCUCUUCUUCCAGUUUCCACAAAGCUUCUUCAACUCCGAUCGCUCCUAGAAAUAAUGAUUCGAAAGAGCCGAUUGCUGGUCCGUCCGGUAAAUCUUCCCGUCCGCAAAUGACUCUUGAACAAGUAGUUAAUUCACAUAAACCUCCGAACCAUAAUACCUGCUUCAACUGUGGCACUCUAGGCCAUCACGUGGUUAUGUGCCGGCAGCCCCGUCGCCUGUUUUGCGACAACUGUGUCUUCUGGGAGUCAGCGACCGAAGACUGUUACACCCACCCCACAGAAGUAUGUCAUAUAACCUACCCGUUUCUUAACGACCAACGUCCAUACGUGGCAGUCAAAGUGUACGGUAUGCCGUUAAAAGCUCUGCUAGACAGUGGAAGCAAUUUCACCAUCAUCAGUGAAAACAUGUUCACUCGAAUGAAGCCAAAAAAACUCCACCGCCCUUCCACUAACGUAGCCCUAAAAUCAGCGAGCGGCGAUGAGCUUCAAAUUUUAGGUCAAGUCCAACUCCCUUUUCGUUUCCGCGAUCGAAUUAAAAUAGUUCCAACCCUGGUAGUUCGAAAUUUGGCUCUCGACUGCAUUUGCGGCAUGGACUUCUGGAGGAAGUUUCAAAUCCAACCCAGAAUACUGCAGGACGAGAGGUUCCAGAACCAAGGAAAUGUGGCUUCUAUUGAUUCACCAUGCGCCGAAACGAAUCUAUCGGAAGAAGAGAGCCGUCGGAUUGAUGAUAUCAAGCUCCUUUUUAUCCCAGCAAAGUCUGGACAAUUAACCAUAACUCCGCUCACUGAACAUCGCAUCGAUAUUAGUGAUGAGUGGAAGAAUAAACCACCGGUGAGACAAUUCCCAUAUGUUAUGUCUCCGAAGACACAUCAACUGGUAGCGAUUGAGCUGCAGAGACUGCUAGAUGUCGGAAUUAUCGAACGCAGUAAUUCAGAUUGGUCGUUGAAUUGCGUACCCGUUAUAAAACCCUCUAAGGUUGCUUUGGAGCCCGGAUCACGUAAAUAUACGGCCUUUAGUGUGCAGGGCAAAGGGUUGUUUCAGUACACCAGAAUGCCCUUUGGCCUCGUCAACAGUCCGGCUACCUUGGCAAGGUUAAUGGACAAUGUUCUGGGUCAUGGUGUACUGGAACCGAACGUUUUCGUGUAUCUUGACGAUAUCGUCAUCGUCACGGAAACGUUCGAGCAUCACGUGCAGCUCCUUGUUGAAAUUGCGCGCCGUCUUAGGGAGGCAAACCUUAGCAUUAAUUUGGAAAAGUCCAAGUUUGGGGUGAAUGAAAUUCCCUUCCUAGGGUAUCUUCUGAGCACGAACGGACUAAGAACAAAUCCGGAGAAAACUCGACCGAUCGUAGAGUAUGAACGUCCCAAUACCGUUACGAAGCUCAGAAGAUUCCUAGGAAUGGCGAAUUAUUAUCGCAGGUUUAUUCCAAACUUCAGCGGGGUAACUGCAGCCCUAACUGACCUAUUGCAGACGAAAUCGAAACUUAUUCGCUGGGAUGACGACGCUGAGCGGGCUUUUUGUGACAUCAAGGAAUGUCUUAUCACAUCUCCCAUACUCGGCAGUCCAGAUUUUUCAAGAGAGUUUGCGAUUCAAACGGAUGCAAGCGACGUGGCGGUUGCUGGGGUCCUUACUCAACAGCAGGAGGGCGGAGAACGAAUCAUUUCGUACUUUUCCCACAAGCUAACAACACCCCAGAAAAAUUAUCACGCGGCGGAGAAGGAGGCUCUGGCUGCUCUCCUCGCGAUCGAAGCUUUUCGUGGGUAUGUGGAAGGAUACCAUUUUACUCUAAUAACCGAUUCUUCCGCCCUGACGCACAUUCUUACCACCAAAUGGAAGGUUGGUUCUCGAUGCAGUAGAUGGGCACUUCAUUUGCAGCAACACAACAUGACAGUGGUUCAUAGGAAGGGGAAAGAGAACGUGGUUCCUGAUGCCCUGUCACGAAGUGUUGCGGUCGUGCAAAGUGCACCGACUACACCAUGGUACGAUUCCAUGCUACAAAAGGUAAGAACUCGCCCAGAAGAAUUUGUUGAUUUUAAGGUGGAAGACAACAUUCUUCUGAAGUUUGUGUCAGCCCGCAAUGAUCCGUAUGAUUCUUGCUUCGAGUGGAAGAUAAUUCCAAAGGAAGCGGAAAUCCCCAAUAUUUUGCAGGAGUGCCAUGAAAUGUUUAGAUCCUGCUCGAUUUUGAAAGACUCGCGUAGAAAAGUGCACACGGUACCGUUCCCCGGGCCCACAGUGAAACGUGAGGCCAUUCGUUACGAGGCCGAGUUGCCGCAGAAGCAAAGUUGGACCCUGUUCGAACCGAAUCUGCAAGCCAGUUGGUGCCCCUCGCCGGCUGCGUACGUCAUCGCUACACACCCCUCCUGCCUGAAGCCGCUCCCGUUCCACAAGUCGACCAACGAGCAUCGAUAUCGGCCGCAACGAAAAGUGAUCGUAAAAUGCGCAAUACAACAAAACGAUAAAAACUUUAGUUUUAGGGCGCUAAAAGGCCAGUGUUCGGGAUGGGAGAUCGAAGUAGGUCGCGAAGAAAAGCUGACGUGA